AUGGAUCACCAAACCUUCAACAUUCCAGAGUCUUCGCUGUCUGAGCUACUCAAUUAUUUUGAUGAGAUCCAAUGCAGCACCCAAACUGUGCAGGAUGAGUUGGCCAGUGAUCUGGCGAGUGAGAAGGCCUUAGACAAAUUUGAUGAAAUUUCUUUGGUGGUUGCUGCUCUCCAAAUAGAGAACACAAAACUUUGGUCAAAACUUGAUAAACUGUAUGGUGAGGUUGAUACACUCCGCAGUGAAAAUAAUAAACUCAGAGAUGAGGUUAAAAGCCAGUGGGAAGCACUAAACAAUGCCUUCGAGUUGUCUAGUCCAGCAGUACCAAUCAAAAAGAUUAUUGGUCACAGAGGCAUUGAUGUAACAGGGGAAACCACCUAUAAAGAGACCACAGCCUCUGACCUUGAAGGUGCUAUACAGCUGGGUAUUUCCUACACCGUACAGGAAGCAAGUCGUAUGGACCAAAGGGAGGUACUCAUCCAGGACUUUGAGGUGAUGGAGAGUGUGUAUUUCCCAAGAAAAGGCAGUAAAUGGACUCCACCUCACCACUACAAAGACUUCCAUUUUAAAAUCUAUGCACCCUUUGGCUUUUUCUAUUUCAGAGAGAAAUUUGGCAUUCCUCCUGAUGAUUAUGAGGUUUCUCUAUGUAGCAAAGCACUGCUAGAGCAGUCAAACUCCGGAGCAAGCGGCUCGCUGUUCUGCCUUUCCUCUGAUGACAAGUUCAUCAUUAAGACAGUGCAACGCAAAGAGGCUGAGUUCCUGCAGAGGAUGUUGCCUGGAUACUACAAUACCCUGUUGCGCAACAGGCACACCCUCCUGCCUAAGUUCUAUGGGCUCUACUGCGUGCAUAUUGGCAGUAAAUACAUCCGCAUUGUGGUGAUGAACAACCUCCUGCCGACGACUGUACCCAUUCACCUCAAGUACGACCUCAAGGGCUCUACCUACAGGCGGCAGGCAUCACGGGAGGAGUGCACCAAGCCAUUGCCCACUUACAAGGACCUGGACUUCUUGAGAGACCUACCUGAUGGGAUACUGUUGGAGGCUGGCCAUUAUGAUGUUCUCAGGAACACCAUCCACGAGGACUGUCUGCUUUUGCAAAGCUUCAGAAUCAUGGACUACAGCCUGCUGGUGGCGAUCCACAAAAUACAACAGGGGACGGAGGAGUCCCCUCCACUAGUGUCUGAUUACAGCAAUGGAGUAAUUCCAGCAACCACAUGCAAGGGUGAGAAGAUGUGGGUGUUUGCUGGUAUCAUUGACAUCCUGCAAUCCUACAGGCUUUUGAAGAAGUUGGAGCAUUCUUGGAAAGCCAUUUUUCAGGAUGCUGACACUGUGUCAGUGCAUCGACCAGGCUUUUAUGCUGAUCGCUUUGAGAAGUUCCUCUGGGAAAAAGUCUUUACGAGGAGGAUUCCAUUGAAGUCCUCUUUAUCAAAGAGCAGCCGAGUAGGAUAUCACCAUGAUCCGUGGCGGGUCCCUAGCAUGAGGUCUAAUAUCAACUCCAGGCCCAGUUACAUCAACCAUACCAGCCGUAGUAGUAUUCUCAAAAACAGCCCCAGCUACCAGGCCAGCAAGACAAUAACUGCUCCAGGCCACAGCUCUGCAUCUCUCAAUUUCAUUGACUGAAUUACAACAUAAUUUUCA
This is a messenger RNA of Clupea harengus (Atlantic herring), 1635 nucleotides long. Its product is annotated as phosphatidylinositol 4-phosphate 5-kinase type-1 alpha-like. Gene Ontology annotation, molecular function: 1-phosphatidylinositol-4-phosphate 5-kinase activity. NCBI's taxonomy places the organism in Eukaryota, Metazoa, Chordata, Actinopteri, Clupeiformes, Clupeidae. Gene Ontology annotation, biological process: phosphatidylinositol phosphate biosynthetic process. Gene Ontology annotation, cellular component: plasma membrane. The record is from RefSeq and is a predicted model, not a curated record.